Messenger RNA from Macrobrachium nipponense, 324 nucleotides. Its product is annotated as acireductone dioxygenase-like. Gene Ontology annotation, molecular function: acireductone dioxygenase [iron(II)-requiring] activity. Gene Ontology annotation, biological process: L-methionine metabolic process. The transcript has 3 exons. NCBI's taxonomy places the organism in Eukaryota, Metazoa, Arthropoda, Malacostraca, Decapoda, Palaemonidae. The record is from RefSeq and is a predicted model, not a curated record. The coding region runs from base 1 to 324 and encodes 107 amino acids.
AUGGUCCGGUACGGCAUCAUGUCGUGCACAGCGUGCAAUGCACUGACGGCACUAACCCCUACGGGAGACAAUGCAGAUCAGUGGAUAAGAAUCGAGGUCGUUCCAGGCGACUUCUUGGUGCUUCCUGCUGGAAUCUACCACCGUUUCGCUCUGGAUUCUAAGAACUAUAUAAAGAUAAUGAGACUCUUCGUAGGUGAACCUAAUAUGUGGAUAAUCUACUAUCGACCAGCAGACGACAUGGAAGCUCGGAAACACACGUCAGUCAACAGAAAAACCACUUCAAACGACGGUAUCACUGUAAGGUGUAAAUUGUGCCAAAAGUGA